AUACUAAAAUUUUAUUCUACUAAAUCACGAAAUAACUAAGGAUCAAACUAAUAAGAUAGGUAAAGACAAUAAAAGUGACGGUGAUACAGUGACAAGUGUGUCGUGCGGUGGCAAGCUCAUUGCCUUGAGAUUUACCAUGUCGAAUGCAUUGCGAUCACGUGGACAUUGCGUCCAUCAUCAGCGAGGCUGGGAGGAAAGAUAAGUGGCAAAAUAAUGAGCCACCGUGUUAAAAUAGAGGACGCUUAUAUGUCGGGGUAUUGAGUCAUAGUACUUAUUUAGCCAGCGUGUAAUUUUUUUAUCUACUGUUGCAACACACGUGCAUGUUUGCUAGUAUAAAUUAAACGAUCUUUACAGAGGGAGUAACUAACUUUGCACAGUUAUAAUCAAACUCCAACAGACUUGAUACUCCCAGAAAAUAGUCAAUUUCCCUCAUAGUAGAAAAACAUUAUUUUUGUAAAAGAAAAAAUCUCCAACUCCCAAGCUGGUACCACCGCACCUCGGCGAGACGGCGACCGUCUCUCUCGUGCCGUCGUCGUCGCCGGCGAUGGCGAUGGCGUCCCAGCCACCGCCUCCACCCCAUGAGCUCGACCUAGAGGCCUUCCUCCCGUCGUCUCCCGCCUCCGACACCGACGCCGACGCCGAUCACCGCCGCGCCGUCGAUGACCUGCUCCUCCUCCUCUCCUCGUCCGACUCCGACGACGACGACGAGCCAACCCGUACACUCAGCACCAACCACCAACCCCUGACCCGUAUCAAAGCCCCAACGCCGCCCGCUAAACCUUCCCCAUCUCCUCUUUCAUCGCCUUCCGCGACCUCCGGGAGAUCCACAUCCGCAUCGCCGUCGGCGGCGCUCUCCUCCCUCGUCUCGAGAACCUUCUCCAACGCCGCCGCCUCCUCGUCGAGGCCGCUCCCCUCGCUCUUCCGGGGUGUCCGCCCCAGCCCCAAACCCGGCGCCGCCCUCGCUGCGGCCGCCGCCGCGUCCCGCGCUGUUCUCACCCCGCACGCCGCUGCAAUUAGGUCGCGGCGCACCGCCUCCGCGCCCAUCGAGAAGCUCCUCGACCAAGCCUCCGAGGCAGAGGAAGUAGCUGACAAGGCCAGUGAGGAAGUGGUUGGUAGGGUGACCGAGGAAACUGUCGGCGGGAACGGGGCUGAAGAAUUGGAAGAGGACAAGCACGGGGAAGUGGGGACUGAAGAGAAUUCCGAGCCCUCAGAAUCGGUGGGCAGAGGCAAUGUCGAUUCUGUUGCCGCGGAGAAUUUCGAUGUGCAGGAGCAACUUGGGAGUAAAAUUUGGCUUGUUGAUCAGGAAAGUAGUGAUGAGCAAAUUACAGAUGGAAAUUUGGUGGAAUCUGGUGAGAUUGUGGAUCAGGAUGGGUCAGUGUCCGAUGAGAAGACUGAUGAUGAGCUUGAGGUUGAACAUUCUGACACUGAUUUGGAAGAGCAAGUGGAAUCUGAGAGGAUCAUCGAUAAGGUGAUCGAGGAGAGGUUGGAGAUGAGCAGGAUGACCAAGGAAAAAGUGGAGGAAAGGCCAAAGGUGCCAAUGAAACCAUUGGAGUGGGCUGAGGAGCUCGAGAAGAGGCAGGCCUCAUUUGGGCAGCACUGGGAGGAGGGAGCAGCCGCGCAACCCAUGCGCCUGGAGGGGAUUGGGAAGGGCCAACCAGCUAUUGGUUACAUGCAGAUCGAGGUGGACAACCCGAUAACUCGUGCCAUGGCCUCUCCAUCUUUUAGACAGGAACAUGGCUCUCCUCAGGUCUUAGCAGUACAUAGGAGCUAUAUUGCGACAGGCAUGUCCAAUGGAUCUGUUAUCAUUGUCCCAAGCAAAUACUCCAUCCAUCAAGCUGAUGAUACAGAUGCAAAGAUGUUGUUCUUUUGGAACCAAGGUGUGAAAACUCAAUCACCAGUGACUGCCAUGUGCUUUAACCCGCAAGGGGAUCUUCUGCUAGUAGGAUAUGGUGAUGGUCAUAUGACAAUUUGGGAUGUACAGAAGGCUACUGCAGCAAAAGUCAUAUAUGGUGGGCAUACAGGAGCUGUAGUGCAUGUUUGUUUUAUCUGCCAAUCUAAAGCCAUCACUAGUGAUUCAAAAGGGCUUGUUCUUCUGCACACAUUCUAUAUCUCUGUCAUUAAUCGCUUGACUGUCAAGGGAACCCAGCGCCUUUUUGAUGGACAUACUGGAAUCGUGCUCUCAGCCUGCCCUCUUCUAGCGGAUGAAUCCUUUGGUUCUGGCAACUCAUCUAUGCAAGGCAACCUAACAACUUCCUCCAGUGGUGGUCUUGGGAGCAUGAUGGGAGGUGUAGUUGGAGUAGAUUCUGGAUGGAAGUUUUUCAAUGAAGGUUCUUCUCCAAUGGAGGAUGGUGUUACAGUCAUGUUCAUUAUGCAUCAACAUGCUCUUGUGGUUAGACUCCACACCAACAGUGACCACGUUGACCAUAUUGAGACCUUCUCUAGACUAGAAGGAGCACGAGAAGGGUCAAUUGCUUAUGCUGCAUGGAAAUACACAUCAUCCUCGAGUGAUUCAUCGCCAAUUGUUUCUUGGGCUAAAGAUGACAACACUAUAGAUGAAGAACCAGUAUCUUGGCUUGCGCUUGUCUGGGACCGUCAAAUGUUAGCUGUCCUUAACUUGAGAGGGCAGCUCUGCCUGUUCUCAAAAGAUGGCAGUGAGCUUCGCAGGACUAUCUUUAUUCUUGAUGGUUUGGUCUUCGAUGACAGCAUACUGUACCAUACACAUUUUUCUAACAGGUUUGGUAACCCUGAGAGGCAUUUUAACAACUCGGUAGCAGUAAGAGGUGCUACAGUAUAUAUUCUUGGCCCAAGCUUUCUUACAGUUUCGCGACUUCUUCCAUGGAAAGAGUGGAUUGAAGCACUAAAGAGGGCUGGUGAUUGGAUGGGUGCAAUGGACAUGGCAAUGAAGCUUUAUGACGGUCACACACAGGGUGUUGUUGAUCUUCCGAGAACACUUGAUUCCAUAAGGGAAGCCAUAAUGCCGUAUCUAGUAGAGUUGCUGCUGUCAUAUAUAGGUUAUGUCUCUGAAUAUAUUUCAAUUGCAUUGUCAAACCAUACUGGAAAAGGGGGAGCAGCAGAUGGCCUGAUAGAUGCCGAUAGAUCACUGCUGACAGAGAGAGAAGAACAAUAUGCUCGUGUAGGAGGGGUUGCAGUCGAGUUUUGUGUUCACAUUGGACGGAAUGACAUCCUGUUUGAUACAGUCUUCUCUAAGUUUGUUGCUGCACAAAGUGGAGGCAUGUUUCUGGAGGUACUAGAGCCAUAUAUGUUGAAAGAUAUGCUUGGUUCUUUACCACCUCAGAUCAUGCAAGCUCUAGUAGAGCAUUAUAGUGGCAAAGGAUGGUUGCAGCGAGUCGAACAAUGCAUUCUUCAUAUGGAUAUUUCAUCAUUGGAUUUUAAUCAGGUAGUCAGACUCUGUCGUGAGCAUGGGUUAUAUGGUGCUCUAAUAUAUUUAUUUAACCAAGGCUUGAGUGAUUUCCGUACACCUCUAGAGGAACUUCUAUCUGUUAUCCAGAACGCUACUAGAAAAGAUGCUACUUGUACUUGUGCUAUACAGAAGGCGAGCUUCUUAUCAUAUUUUCACUUUAACAGCUACAGAAUGCUUGUUUAUCUGAAGUAUUGCUUCCAGGGCCUAGCAUUUCCUCCAGGGCAUGGAAUAAUUCCCCGAGCGCAGCUUCAUUCAGUGAGAGAAGAACUUCUGCAAUUCAUGCUUGAAGAGUCUAAAAUUCACACUUCUGAAGUAUUUAAGGGUUUCAGUUCUUCUUCCCGAAAAUGCCCAAACAUGUGCUAUCUACUAUGGAUGGAUACGGAAGCUACUCUGGAAGUUGUCAAGUGUGCUUUUGCACAAGAGAAUUUUGAAUCUACUUCUAGUACUCCUGAUGCAUCUGUGUCCAAGGAUGAAGAUGAUACCAAUAUUGAAAGAGAGAGUCAAAAUAUCUUAUUACAAGGUGUAGUCGACACCAUCAUUCAUAUUGUUGGUUUGGAAAACGAGGCAAUCCAUUCCAUUGUUGUGGGUACUGCUGAGUCAGAGGAAUCAGAACUUUGGCCUACAGUGAAUUAUUUUGGUUAUAUAAUUGAAUUUGUGUCCUUUUUUAUUUCCAAUAAAAGGGCAAAGUCAUCUCAAAGAGUUCUUAAGCACAUUCUUAAAUACCUCACGUCAUCCAGUACUCCAUCAUAUGAUGAUAAAAAGAUGCCAACGCAGAAAGAAGUUCUUCAGCUCUUCAAUGUGGUUCCUCAAACUGACUGGAAUUAUGAUUAUGUGUUGCAUCUUUGUUUAGAUGCCCAUUUUCAUCAGGCAUGUGGCAGGAUAUAUGCAGCCAGAAAUCAAAAUUUGUCUGCUUUGGAUAGUUACAUGAAGGAUAUAGUGCAACCAUACCACGCUUUUAUCUUCAUCAGUAAAAAGUUAUUUCAGUUGGCAGGCGAUGAAGCUUUGUCGUUUCGUUCUACAGUAAUAUCUCGUUUUGCCGAGCUAGUCAAUCUAAGCAGGGAGUGCGCAUUUGUCUUGUUCCUUGAUCAUUUUCAAAAUCAGAUCCAGCAAAUAUUUUCAAAGCUUCCUUCUGACAGCCGCAGCCACUUUCUUUUCUUGAAAACUGCAAUGGAAGUACACUUGUCAGGCAAACUUGACUUCAGUGCACUAACUGGCAAUGAAAUUGUUGAACGCCUGUACUUCUCUGGUGAACUCGAAGAUUAUCUGCAGAGAUUAUCAAAUUCCCCAAAGUUUGACUGCAAUCUUGUUUCUAUGAUUGAUGAGUUAUUUGAGCCUUAUCUGAAGCUUCUGUGUCAGUAUGAACCAAGGUCAGCCCUGAAGUUUCUGGAGACUUUUGAUAGCUACAGAUUGGAAGGGUGUUUGCAGUUAUGUCUAGAUUAUGGAGUUACAGAUGCUGCUGCAUUUCUGCAAGAGAGGGCUGGUGAUGCUGAGAGUGCACUGGCACUUGUUCUAGCUGGACUAGAUGAGAAAAUUAGCCAGUUUAUCACUUCAGUGGAGAAUGCAUUUUCUCAGAUAUCCUCAAAGGGUAGCUCUGAAAUUGAGCAACCAGCCAUUGUUCUAAAAACGAAUGAGGCUCAUCCGGUGCUUGAUGCGUUACGUUCCUCCAUUGGAUUGUGUCAAAGGAAUUCACAGAACUCAGACCCAAAGAAGUCCCAAUCACUUUGGUUUCAACUGCUUGACUCUUUCUCAGAACCACUGAAAAAGUUGUAUGGAAGCAAUGUAAAUGGAAAUGGUUGUUGGUCUGAACGGGAGGAAACAACAAACGGACAUCCAACAGGCAAAGUAUUCUCACAACAGAUGGUGAUUUCAGCUUAUCAAAGGUGUUUGAAUACUCUGCGGAGAGUAUUCUCACAAUUCGUUGGAGAGAUAAUUGAGGCAAUGGCUGGGUAUAUACCCCUACUAGCAAUUAUGUCAAAGCUUUUAUCUGACAAUGGGAGUCAAGAAUUUGGUGAUUUUAAACUUGUCAUACAUAGAAUGCUGUCUAUGUAUCUUCAUCAAAAAAGAAUACUGGUACGCAUUGAAUUUCGUUCGUUUGCCAUUUACUUCAUAAGUAUAUCACACACGAUAUUUGAUGAAAACAUCACCUUUUUGGAAACAGCUAAGUCUGUUAUCGAGGAUGAUUCGUUCUAUACCUUGAGCUCAUUAAAGAGAGGGGUUUGUCAUGGAUUUGCUCCACAUACUUUUGUCUGUUGUGUAUGCAACUUCUCACUUUCCAAAGAAGGUGUUUCAGCAGUUCGAGUGUUCAGUUGUGGACAUGCAACACAUCUUCACUGUGAUAGAUAUUAUAUCAGCUGUGUACUUGGUUAUGCUAUUAAUCUCUUGUAUAGGUUUGAAAUACUGAAAAGUCUCCAGAAAGCUCAGAAGUCUUCGUAUUUAACUGUACCUCCGUUUGAACUUUCUCCGCCAGCCAUAUAUCAUGAGAAGGUACAUAAGAGAGUUCUGACAAGAAUCAAGUGCGGUAGACUAUGCAAUGGUUUAAAGGUGCAAACACCUGAGAAAUCUGCUUUGUCCAUUCGUGUAAUGACCUCAAACUACAGGUCGACUGCUGCUCCGUCUGCUAGAGCGAGGAAAACGAAGUGGGAUGUAAUUCGUGAUAAAGGAGGGAACUGCAUGCAAUGGAGUUCUCGAUAUGGUUCAAGAUCAACCCUCUCACUUGUUCCUGGUGCUGCACCAAGCAAGCCUCACCCAAAAGAAAUUAAGCAUUUAUUAAUGAGAGUCUAG
This is a messenger RNA of Aegilops tauschii subsp. strangulata, 6202 nucleotides long. The record is from RefSeq and is a predicted model, not a curated record. NCBI's taxonomy places the organism in Eukaryota, Viridiplantae, Streptophyta, Magnoliopsida, Poales, Poaceae.